CUGUUUCAGCCAGUUGGAUUUACAUUUUGCCGGCGCGGAUAACUAUAUUAUGUACUAGUUCAAUAGAACACGGGGAAAACUGACUGCACCGCUCGCAAGAAGACUCUUAAGUUAAAAGUGAAACAAGAUGAGUUGGGGUUAUGGCAAAGAUAACGGACCAGACACAUGGUCAAAGACCUUCAAGGUGGCUGCCGGCAGCAAACAGUCGCCAAUCGACAUCAAGACGCAUGACGCGACCUUUGACCCGAAUCUCGCCAGUAAGCCACUAGUGAUCCAGUACCACCCGGAGAAGGAAGUUGGAAUAUUUAACAUCGGGUGGACAUUCCGGGCCGACAUGAAAGAAAAAUCAACGCUGGAGGGAGGCCCGUUAGAUUCUGUAUACCGACUGGAGCAGUUCCACGGUCACUGGGGGUCGGGCGCGGACCAUGGCUCCGAACACUUAGUGGACGGGAAAUCCUUUUCUGGAGAGAUCCAUUAUGUUCACUGGAACCAGAACAAGUACAAGAGUUAUGCUGAGGCUGCGGACAAGGAUGAUGGACUGGUAAUCAUCGCCGUUUUCUUAAAGGUUGGCAAGGAAAACGCUGGGUUCAAAGUUGUCACAGAAAACAUUGAGAAAAUCAAGUUGAAGGACACGUCCACCCUCGUUAAAGUCGACUGUCAUCCAGAUUGCUUAUUGCCCAAUGACAGAAGCAAGUACUGGACAUAUCCGGGAUCUCUGACCACGCCCCCGUGCCACGAAAGCGUCACCUGGAUCGUUUUCCAAGAAGCUGUGGAAGUAUCGGAACAACAGAUUGCUGCUCUCCGAGGACUGAGCUCUGAUAAAAGCAACGUAGUCCCCCUGGUGACUAACCACCGCCCACCAGUUCCGGUCGGAUCGAGGGCGGUUAGAGCAUCUUUCAAAUAGCUCUGACAUUGGACUCCAUUUUUGUAACCCACUGCAUGGGUAUACGCUGAAUUAAAUUGAGGUCAAUCAGAUGAUACAGAUUAUAUAUAGACAUAUACACGUAGUAUUUACUCAAGGGAUUGUUUUACAAAUCUGCUAAAUGCAUCACUGUGCCCCAUUUUUAUGUAAUAUGCGCAUGAAAAAUGCAUGUCUGCAAAGAUCUUGCAAACAUAUUUAUUGAUUGUAUAUUAUUAUUUUACAUUUUUAUUUAUUUCCGGAUUUUUCAGAAAAAAACGCACAAGAUUGGGGACUUGCAAUUACUAUUUUACCCGUGGAAAAAACAAAACAAUUAAAGAGGACUGAUCAAUUGCUCGCCUAAUAAAUUUUAAGGAACGAUUUAAGAUAUUGCCAUACUGAUACCAUUUACUGUUUCAAGCUCUCAAAGUGGUUAUUCUGUGUAGCGAAAAAUGGCUGAACUUACUUCUAUUAUCUUAUUCUAGGUAAACAGAGAAAUAUAAUAUAUAUAUUUUUAAAUUUCAAAAUGAGAAGCGUUUUGAUAUUCCACUGGUUUGUUUUACAAAGUAUUACAGAUUAUUCCCGUGUGAAUAGUGUUAAUCUGGCAGAACCUUUAUUUUUACUAUUAGUGUGCUUUUCAUUGCCAGUUCUAAUGCGACUUAUAUCGGAUUUCGGACGCAGGACAAAUAAGGCUUACAAAUUAAAAUAGUGCUAACCCUGUGCUAGUGGUGUAGUUUCAGACAUUUUUCAUUAUUAUGAACUUUUAAUAGUAGUGUUCUAUUUAUUAUCAGUUCUGAUGUGGCUUAUCCCAGACUUCGGAUGCAGGGCUAAUAAGCCCUGUAAAUUAAAACAAAGCUAACCCUGUGCUAGUGGUAAGUUUCAGAAAUUUACUAUUAUUCCUAAUUUUUAGAUUUAGGACUAAUAAGCCCUGUAAAUGAAAAUGGAGCUAACUCUGUGCUAGUCGUGUAUUUUCAGAAAUUUGUCAUUAUAUUGAAUUCCAUUGUAAACGCACAACCCAAAUUUCAAUUGUUAUUGUUCUCGCGUGUGCGAGGUUGCGGUGCUAUGAAACACACAGUAACCGUAACCCUUGUAUACAAUUUUGUGGUUAUUUAUUUUGUCUACCAGAAUACACCCAGCUAUACAAAAGCAGUUAAAUGUUUAAUUAUGUGUUUUCUCCUUAUAUCUUUUUGUUACAAGUACAGAUAUGACUGAUGCGUUCACAUUGAAGAUCAGUAUAUAUAUAUAUA
Gigantopelta aegis is the source of this 2145-nucleotide messenger RNA. RefSeq names its product carbonic anhydrase 1-like. Gene Ontology annotation, cellular component: cytoplasm. The record is from RefSeq and is a predicted model, not a curated record. NCBI's taxonomy places the organism in Eukaryota, Metazoa, Mollusca, Gastropoda, Neomphalida, Peltospiridae. Bases 128 to 904 code for a protein of 258 amino acids. Gene Ontology annotation, molecular function: zinc ion binding; carbonate dehydratase activity. The transcript has 7 exons.